Molecule: messenger RNA, 2440 nt
Organism: Perca flavescens (yellow perch)
Lineage: Eukaryota; Metazoa; Chordata; Actinopteri; Perciformes; Percidae
Product: single-minded homolog 1
Exons: 11
Coding region: 58-2340 (760 amino acids)
Biological process (GO): regulation of transcription by RNA polymerase II
Cellular component (GO): transcription regulator complex; cytoplasm; nucleus
Molecular function (GO): protein dimerization activity; DNA-binding transcription factor activity, RNA polymerase II-specific; RNA polymerase II transcription regulatory region sequence-specific DNA binding
Source: RefSeq, a predicted model, not a curated record
GCUGAUUUGAAUGCCCACCCUCUCAGACAAGGAAGGAUACAGUGAAAAGACGCCGAAAUGAAGGAGAAAUCCAAAACGGCAGCAAGGACUAGACGGGAAAAGGAGAACAGUGAAUUUUAUGAACUGGCCAAAAUGUUGCCUUUACCGUCGGCCAUCACCUCUCAACUGGACAAAGCCUCCAUAAUAAGACUGACAACGAGUUACCUGAAGAUGAGAAUUGUUUUCCCUCAGGGUUUGGGUGAGGCUUGGGGUCAUACAAGUCGAACAAGAUCUUUGGACAAUAUUGGACGAGAGCUGGGAUCUCAUUUGCUGCAGACGUUGGACGGAUUCAUCUUUGUUGUGGCUCCAGAUGGGAAAAUAAUGUACAUUUCAGAAACAGCGUCGGUCCAUUUAGGACUGUCUCAGGUAGAGUUGACUGGGAACAGUAUUUAUGAAUAUGUACAUCCUGCCGACCACGACGAGAUGACAGCUGUGCUGACGCCUCAUCAGCCAUAUCACUCACAUUUCGUCCAAGAAUAUGAAGCAGAGCGCUCUUUCUUUUUGCGGAUGAAAUGUGUGCUGGCAAAAAGAAACGCAGGCCUCACCAGUGGUGGAUACAAGGUGAUCCACUGCAGUGGCUACCUGAAGAUCCGUCAGUACAGUUUAGACAUGUCUCCUUUUGAGGGCUGCUACCAGAACGUGGGUUUGGUAGCUGUGGGUCACUCCCUGCCUCCCAGCGCUGUGACCGAGAUCAAACUGCACAGCAACAUGUUUAUGUUCAGAGCCAGUUUGGACAUGAAGCUCAUCUUCCUGGACUCCAGGGUGGCAGAACUGACAGGUUAUGAGCCCCAGGACCUGAUAGAGAAAACCCUGUACCAUCACGUCCACAGCUGUGACAUCUUCCACCUCCGCUGUGCACACCACCUCCUGCUUGUAAAAGGCCAAGUUACUACUAAGUAUUAUCGUUUCCUGGCCAAGCACGGCGGCUGGGUCUGGGUCCAGAGUUACGCCACAAUCGUCCACAACAGCCGGUCCUCAAGACCUCACUGUAUAGUCAGCGUCAACUAUGUCCUCACGGAUACUGAGUAUAAGGGAAUGCAGCUGUCUUUGGACCAAAUGAGCCCCACCAAGCCAGCCUUCCCCUACGCUGACAGUCACAGCGAAGACAGGAAGAGCACCAAGUCACGUCUGACCCAGGCGAAGGCCAAAGCCAGAGUGUCACCCUACCCACAGUUUUCAGCUUUCAAUCCAGAGCGUUCAGAGUCAGACCAAGACAGCCAGUGGGGAGGCAGCCCGCUGACAGACUCUGCAUCUCCUCAGCUGCUGGAUCCCGGCGAGGCUGCGGAGGCAUCUUGCGCCUACCGACUGUAUCCAGACUCAGGCUCCCUGUGCUAUGGCCUGGGUCUAUCAGAGGACGAUCUCACCCAUGCCCAAACACAUCCUCACACCACCACCUGUGACCGCGUGCGAUGCCAGAGCGGCCGCUACUUCCUCGGAACCCCCCAGUCAGGAAGAGAAGUGUGGUGGGAUGCCACGCGCUCUGUGCUCUCGCUGCCAAAAUCUUCCACCGACAACAGCGAGGGCUACGAAAUCACAUCCUACCAUGGAGCCAUUCACGGACGGGGCCACUGGGAUGAAGACAGUGUAGUGAGUUCACCUGAUGGAGGCGGGUCCACCAGUGAUUCAGGUGAGCGUUACCAUGGUGACCACUUCCGGGCAACCCCUCGAGAGCCCAGCAAGAUGGAGACCCUGAUCCGAGCCACGCAGCAGAUGAUCAAAGAGGAAGAGAGCCGCCUGCAGCAACACAAGACGCCGCUGGACGUCUCAGGCCUCGCCAAAGCCCACAGCCCGUGCUUCACCUCCUCACUAUCGCACCACUCCCAGCUCACCAUGCCCAGCGUGGUGUGCCGCGGCCCGGGAGCCCCCAGCAUCGACCUCCCCUCUGAACGUCUCCAUCAUCGGGACAGCGUCAAAGUGCUCGGUCCGCACGACAAUGACGAAAACACAACCAGUCCGGCCUCUCUGUCUCGUCUCAGCAGCCCCAGUUCUGAUGGGAUCCCCAGGUCUGGCCUCUCCCUCACCAAAGACUACAUGCAGACAGAUCUGUCCCCCCACCCUCCACAGCCCCAGGGGAGCCCGCUGCUCUAUCAGGCCCAGGAGAGGCAAUCACUGGACAGGCAAGCAGCCUAUGCUUUGACUGGAUACUCCCUGGAGCACCUCUAUGACCCGGAGAACCUGCGGAGUUAUUCAGGCCUGGCCUGUGGAGGAGUCCAGUAUGAUGUGGCGUCCCAUGUGAGGAUGCAGGCCGAGCAGAUGCAGGGACACAAGGCCACCUCAGUUAUCAUAACCAAUGGGAGCUGACGAUAUCUGGUGCAGAUAGGUCCUGUUCUCUAGAUGAGGAUGUUACAGUAAGGGGGUGCUUUAUGCACCUGCAAACACCGACCAGGUGAUUGAUACAAAC